AUGUCCUUUCUUUAUACAGGCUUGUCUUGUCUUACUUCGUUGGGUCUGGGAAUUGCCGAGACAUGGCUCUUAAUUAGUAGUUUUUGUGAUGUGGGAUUGGCACCAAGUUUUGGUGAAAUCGCUGUUGUCGAUAUUAUCAUCGAUGUGCCGAUAUUUGUUGGUUUUUGGGUUUUGUCAAUGUUCGUUGCAUGCUUUGAGACGUGGGAUCGUCACCAA
Messenger RNA from Dentiscutata erythropus, 216 nucleotides. Lineage: Eukaryota; Fungi; Glomeromycota; Glomeromycetes; Diversisporales; Gigasporaceae. The record is from the annotation of a GenBank genome assembly.